AUGCUUCCCACGGCGUAUCAGCCUAUCCAGCCCGUUCUGCUCCGAGUAACCUUCGAGGCCCUGGGUACAAGCAGAGUGAUGCCAAAGACACAGACACAGACUCUACUUCACGAUCGUCGUCCCAAGACUCAACCAAACGGGCUACUGAUGAUAGGGUGCAGCCAAGGAGUCGACGUGAAAAAAUUUUCGAAUGCUUCAUUUGCUUUGGUGAAGCGUUUGUCUGUAUACUUGAUAUUGUCAACUAAUUCCGCGGAAGAAACACAAGCCAUAUCUGCGCCAGUAAACGUGAAUGUUGCUUUUAGAACAAGACUCGUUAAUUCAGUUUCGACAAGCAAUGCAAACAAUAAACGUACUAGAGUUGCACUGAUACCUUUCUCUUUGAACCCCUGUAUGUCUGAGCAUCAAGACCCAACUCCGUCUUCCUAG
Molecule: messenger RNA, 426 nt
Organism: Seminavis robusta
Lineage: Eukaryota; Bacillariophyta; Bacillariophyceae; Naviculales; Naviculaceae
Source: the annotation of a GenBank genome assembly